Molecule: messenger RNA, 8425 nt
Organism: Protopterus annectens (West African lungfish)
Lineage: Eukaryota; Metazoa; Chordata; Ceratodontiformes; Protopteridae
Exons: 4
Coding region: 228-3104 (958 amino acids)
Source: RefSeq, a predicted model, not a curated record
AAUGGGGAAGGGGAGGAGGUACAGAAUCAGGUAACUGGUUAAGAGCUGGUCUGGCAUAAAACCAGCACCACAGAGCGGUUCUUCUCUGUAGGAGGCAGUACAAACUUUCACACAGCUGCAUAUCUUAUAAAGGAAUUUGCUCUCACCUCAGCACAACGCAGAGCCAUUCUUCUGAUGUGAGGAGAAUUCAUCAAAUGUCAAGCAAGCUGCAACUUUAGACAAAGGAGAUGGCAUUGCCCAAUACACUGACCCAGUCCUCAGCAGAAGGCAAAGUGCCCAAUGAGAUGCCUGUAGAAAAACCACAUCUCUGCAAAGAAGAAGAAGAAUCCAGCUACCCUAUCCUGAAGACCGAAGGGCAAAGUGAAACUCUGAUAUGUGACAUCAAUGCUAGGAACUUUGCUUGCCCUGAUAAUAGAGAAAGGUACUUGGGGAAUUCCAGUGUUUGUAUCCUUACAGAUAGCAAGGGGGAGCAGCAUUCUGCUUGUUCACAUAACAAUACAGUAUCUGCAUGUUCUCAGAAUAGAACCCAGGCAGCACAGCCUAGUCCCACUGACAUAGAUGAUGAGCACAAAUUCAAUGUUUCCCCAGUGGGUUACAGCAUACUUGGAUGGGAGGAGAGUCUGAUGGACCAUGAUACCAUCAAAUCUGAGGCAUCACAUCAGUCACUAUUACCAGAUACAAACAGUCUCACACCUGUUUCAGUGAACCCUGCCAUCGACAAUUUAGAGGAAAUACAGGCAGUCAAUGCUAACUUCACAGAGAACAGAUAUAUAUGCCUAACAUCCUGCUCCAAAGAGAACAACAGCUCUUUAGAGGACAGGUACCUUGACACAAGUUCUCAAACAGCUCAGUCAGGCCUACAGUACGGUGAGAUAAAGAAUGAUUUUGGUACAGAAAACCUGACAGCACCACAAAUACAUGAAGAAUCUGCAGUUAUACACUCUGAGACUGAGGGCACUUGGCAUGAGCAGACCAAAGGCUGCUGCAAAGACAUAGGUUUUGACAGCAGCAUAAAGAAGACAUGCUACAAAGAAGAUGCAAAUGAGGAAGACAGCAGCCAGCUUUGUUAUUCUUCACCUGUUGCUGCAGGGAAAAUGACAGUAGGUCUCACAGAGGCACAAGCACUGGCAAUGUCAGUUAACGGUACUCCUCUGACAGAGCAGGAAACCAUCAGCUCAGCAACUGUAACUGAGUAUCAGAAAAGCUCCAGUGCAGAGACCUCAGAGGAACAGCAAAGCACCAGUGUGACGACCUCAAGAGAUCAGGAAAGCUCCAGUGCAAAGACCUCUUGGGAGCACGAAAAAACUAGUACAGUGACCUCGAUAGAAAAGGAAAUCACCAAUGCAGCAACUCUUACUAGCAGACAAAUUAGUAAUAAAGCAGCUGUAGAGGAAAUUUGCUUACCAACAGAUAUAAUAACACUGAGCAACAACGUUCCGAAUAAUGAGUCAGACCAGCAGAGGGAGAAAAAGUCAAUCACAGCCAUUCAGCUGGAUGAAUCAGUCCAAGGACCAGCCAAUCAGAGGUCAGUUUCAGUACUUAGGCAGGGUGUAGACAAAGCAGGACAGGAGAAGGAGGGGCUGUCCAUUACUUUAACAGGUGAAGUGAAAGAAAAGAGCUUACCUGUGGGUGAGGCAGAGCAAGACAUAAAGCAGGAACCUGGGAGUGCUGAAAGAGAAGCACAAGAGAAAAUAGGAGAUUACUGCACACUGAGCAAGGCUUCAGAAAGUCUUGAACAGAUUAGUACUGCUUGUUUUAGGCAGCAAGGCUUUGCUGUGAAACAGGGACAUUCUGAUUCCCACACACAGUCACAGAACCACAGUGCCAUGGAGGUUAGUGGCAGUUAUUCUGCUUUUGAUAACCUGAGUGACAGUGGAGUGUCUGAUGAUUCUUCACAAAGCAGUACUUUGGAUGGUCCUGUAGAACUGUAUCGCAAUGAGACCCCAAUUGAACGUGAAAUCAGACUGGCCAUGGAAAGGGAAGAAAAGCUAAGGCAGUCACGUGGUAUCUCAAAUAGUAAGCCCCAUGAGCAGUAUGUGGAAAUCCAGGUGAAACCAAUUUUGCAGCAGUGUGCACCAAAGCUUUCACCCGUCCCGAAGCACAAGGACCGACUUAUUGCAGGCAUGCAGAUGAUGAAGGAGAUAGAGCAAGAAAGCAAGCGAGAGGAAGACCUUGUUCAGUUGGGAAAAGUCAAGAGAAUGUAUGACAAGGGGAAUCCACAGGAGCUGCAGGAGAUCAAGAUGGUUUUUGAACAAGUACAAGAACAGCAGACUGACCAAUUUACUUCAAAGAAUGCAAAUAACAUGAAAGUUAGUGAGGCAGAUCAAACAAACAAGAUUUCCACUACAGGCACAAGGGCUGAUUCCUCUGACAAACCAGAAGCCAAAAAAGGCCCUUCCUUUGCAGAAUUUGGGGACAGCAAUGUGAUUAUCAUUGAGCAUGGGAUCUUGCUGCAUCCGACCAUGACCGUCCCAGCUCCAGCCACCACUUCCACCCCUCCAGCUCAGGUGAACCCAUGGCCCCUGGAUGAACAGAAAGUGACUGUAAUUGAAUCAUCAAGUGUCUUCUCCAAAACCUCUCAGACAGCAUCUCAGCCUUCAGACAUGAUCAGCAGCUCCCAGAGAGCAUCUCAGCCUUCAGACAUGACCAACAGCUCCCUGAGAUCAUCUCAGCCUUCAGACAUGACCGACAGCACUUCAUACUCCACUCAGGAUACUCUUGGUGCAAUCCAAGACAAUCCUUUUUUCAAACUACGUUCAAAGGAUUCACAAUCCAUCCUUGAACAAGAGAUCCGUAAGGUGCAGGAACGGGAAGAGGCACUACAGAGACAGAGAUGUAGUCUGUAUGGAAUUAUGGCAUCCCCUAACCACAGCAGUCUCACCAACGUCAUUAACAGUAUCCAGUGUACAGCACCUCAAGAAGAGAGACCUUUGGGUAAGCUCGACAUAGCCUGGCCCCCUCAACCAUCGUCUGGCAGUCUGCUUAUCACUGAUGGUGCAAAUCAGCCACAGCAGGAUAGAAGUCCACAAAAUCCUCGCAAAAAGUGUGCCUUAUUACAGCAAUGGGAGUCAGGAAUAUUUGUCAACCACCAUGAAGAUGAAUAGAAGGGCAUGGCUGGUGAUGGAGAUGUCUGUGCCAAUGAAACAGGAGACGUUCAGCUCAUGUUCUGCUCACCCCAGUCUGAAUGCUUCAAAACAAAGACAGACCUACAGUGUUAUUCUCUAUGGCUGAUGGUCAACAGACAUAUCCUAUCUCCUCUAGAAUUUGGCAGAAGCCAUGAAAAUCCUGCUGAAUCUUUAUAGUUUUCAUCAAACAUAGAGAGAGAGACUUUUCUAGUUCCACAAACUUUUAAAAAUGUUUGACUUAGUAUAAAAAUGGUACAACCUAACAUUUCUUUGAUCGAGUUUUGUCAGAUUAUUAUUAUACUCCAAGUGAACAGUUCUCUGAAAAGAAUUUAGGGGACAGCACAGAUACACAAAUAAAUCAAAUUCCUCAGUUGAGAUCUCAAAAAUGUUAGCUGUUAGAACCACUUUUAUGUCAUACAAAGCGUUUGAGAGCACACAGUAAAGCCAUGGUGUUGAGAAAUCAAGAUUAUUUCAAAUAUUGUUCAUAUAUUAUCUGGGAUGUAUUACUUGUUCCUCUGUAAUGACUUCAAUGGUUGAAUCGUUGGUGGAAAAGUGAGUCAUAGGCCAAACUAAUGAUGUAAUUUAUCCCUGCAUUUUCUUACAGCUAUGGCAACUAUUAACUGUAAAUCCUGUCUGAUUGCACUUAUGAUGACAUAUUACUUAAGAACAGAAAACUCUUUGCCAUCUUAUAGUCAAACAACUAUUACCAGACCUUUGUGCCCUGUUUUUUUUGUGUUUCCAUAACUCAUGUGGAUACACAACACAUGGAAUUUAUCUACAGGACAAGGACAUGUACAUAUACUGACUGUAUAAAAUUUCAGUAAUUGUGUGAGAAAAAAAACAGUAGCAGAGCCCAGAUUAGUUACAGAAUAGAAGAUAUCAACAUCAUCUUACAAAAAUCAUGGCAAAUUUAGUUAAAACAAAUGUGUACAUGACUAAAGGGAUAGACAUAGUAUGUGUAAUGGUACAUGUGGCAUGGAUAAUAGUACACAUGGCAUGGGCAAUGGCAUAGGUGGUAUGAAUAAUGAUACACAUGGAGGGUUGAUGAAAACUUACUACUGUAAAGUGGUGCACAUGGUAGUUAAUGGUAGUAAGUGUAUGGAUAAAGGUACACAUAGUGAGGUUAUUAAGCACAUACUACACUAAAGGGUACACAUGGUGUGUGUGAUACAGGUGGUUGGAUAGAUACUGUAAGAAUGAAGGUAUAUAUGCUGUAGUCAUAUGGUUUACAUGACAGAGUAGAUACUAUGUGCAGAGGUGAUGUAAUGGUGUACACUGUAGUGCAUGUAACUGUCAAGUGACAAGGUGUAAUGGUGUACACUGCAGUGCAUGUAACUGUCACAUGCCAGGAUGUAAUGGUGUACACUGUAAUGCAUGUAACUGUCACAUGACAAGCUGUUGCUGCAGCUCCCUCUGUCCUUAGAUCCCAGACCAUCUUACAAGCUUCUGCAGUGAGCUGUGGCUUGUGUUACUGUCACAUAGAAAGUUCCGGAUCCUACUCCAUGUUAAGAGGUACUGAAGUGCAUCCUUAUCUAUGUCACUGCUGUGGGGAAGGUCCUGGAAACCAGUCCAUGUUAGGGGGUGCUCUAGUUGGGUGUGAUAUGUUAUUAUUACAUGAUAGAUUUCAGAUCCCAGGGAUUGUUGGGGAGACUGUGGCAAGGCCUUUACAUAUCUCACUGAUGAAUGGAGAGAUCUGGAGCUGACUCGUGCUAUCUGCCCAUUUCUUUACCCUUAGGAGACUAGUUAGCUAUCAUACUCCUUUUAUCUUUCACUGAACCUAACAACCAUCUUAUGUCUGUCUCGUGCAUUUUUUUAUUUUGCUCACAAGCUUUUGCCAUUCCAAACAUCAGUGAGGUGGCUAGAUGCUUGGAUGUCCCUUUAGUAAGUAGGGAGACACCAUAACAUAUUUAGAAAGGGGGGUGGCAUCGGCAAACUCAUGCUAAUGUAGAUCUGUAAACAGCAGCAAGCACUCCAGUAAACAAUAUAAAAGGAAUGUUUUUUUUUCCCUACAAAAGUAAAACAAAGCUAGUUCCAUGGUGUUCCUUUUUAACUAGCAAAUAUAUUUUCAUUAUGUGAAUUAUGUUCCUUGCAGUUCACUUACUUAUGUAGCUGCUGUGGUGGGUUGUUAUAGUUAUUUGUAUUUGUAUUUGUUUCUGAAUUCAACACUACAGAAAGACAGAUAGAUGCUAAUAAGUGGCAUUUACUUUGGAAGCUAAGGGUAUAUAUUUUAGCUUUUACCAUGAACAUUGGAGCCAAGAAAAAAUGUUAAGUACCUAAAAUAACUUUUAUGCACAUGCCAAAGUCAAACACAACAUACCAUCUAAAAGUUCGUAUUUUGUCCAGAAUAAUAACUGAAUACUCCUAUGUGUUAUCUGCAGCCUGGGGCGUUACGAUCUGAGGCAUCAAGCACACAUCUUUGUAUAGCAGACUGCUGCUAGUGUUUCACAUGUUCGAAUGUGAGGCUUCACCUGUAUUUAUUACAAUGGGAUGGUGAUGAAAGGCAUACAAUGCGAUCUGGGAACCUGAAGAGAUGCGGAGUGUCCUUAUCUAUGAGCAGUUCGCCAUAAUUUAGUGAGAAAUAACGUGCUAUUUGUGGGUACGUUAUAACACAUUAUCAGACGGAUCUUGUUUUCUGUAAUCAUUUAUGAGUUCCCCAGGAAAAAUGCACUGAGGGGUUGACAGGCUGGAUUUUAUCUUCAUAGAGUUACAAAGGAUUGAUUCUUUUUAUGUAGGUAAAAAAUAAGGAAAGUAGACUGAAUGCUGGCACUUUCAAAAAUUGUCCCAGUGGAGAUGCCUUCCUUUUUACUUGAUAGAAAUAUUUAUUCUACUCCUUCAGAUAUUUUAGCAAGCCAUUCCGUUUACAGAAAAAGGAAACAAGGAAAGUGACGGUAAACAAGCAGGAAUCAAACCAGUUUGAUAUGCUUCACAGUCUUCGUAGACAGGAGACGUUGCAGAUGUAAUCUUACUGGUAUCCAUUUGCUCCAACAGAGACUGCUCAGUGUCUCUCCCACACAACCCUUAUUCCCUCACAUUGUCGCUGAGUCUACUAUGAUGUAUGGGAAGCUGUUGUCCGCAUGCACAACCCUCUCAAUAGAAGAAUAUAUUUUACCUUUCUCUUGAAUCAUUCUACCAUCAUUUUCAGAUUUUUGUCCUCUUAUUCAAUUUCUUUUCUGAAAAAUGCUGCCAUCAUAAUCCUUACUGACUCCUUUAAGAUGCAUGAAAGGAAACCUUGUUUAAGAAGGACCUCAUUUAUAGUAAAAGUAGCUGUGUUGUACUACACUCAGUACAAAAAUGUACAAUUCUUGUAAGAUAAACUGGUGAUGCAAGUUCGUUUGUGGGCAUUAUCUGGAUGCUCUGCUAUCUUGUCUUAUCCUGUCCACCUUCAGAUGUUAAAGCCGUCAGCGGUAAAGCAGGAUAUUCAACAAGUGUGCAGGGUAAAGCCAUUCUUUUAAACCUCAGGACCAUUGUUUGUCUGCUAUAUCUAGUUGGCACUUCCACAGUGGACAAGUUUCAGUUUUUAAGAAAUAAAUAUUCCCUUGUGAUACUCAUCUGUCCUUGUUAUGGCCCCUGCCUGAUGCCAGACUGCAUUUCCAGAUUGGGGUCAGGCCAGCUUCCCCAAUACACAGACAAACAAAGAAACAUUUGCUUUCCUGUUGUACAAGGCAAACAUGUAAUGCAACCUACAUAUAUGAAGUAAGAUACAUACUGUGCAAUAUAGAACAUGAAAAUAAAUGUUAUUAUUUUAGGAAGUAAGCUUCAACAUAUGUUUAAAAAAAUAGAGGCCAAAUGUGACCUGCAGGCUAUUUGACUAAUGAAGGAAUUUAACCACAGCAGUAUAGAGACCUGCCCGUUAUUAAUCUGUGCUUCAGUUAUGGGUUGGCCUUUACAUUUCACCUAGCAGGCAACCUUAUACUCACAGAAAGAAUAGCACAUUUGUUCAGAUGCCAUCAUGAUGGACAGCACUAUCACAGACUGUACCUGGAAUGCCUUUGGUGAUCUAAUUUUUGAGUGUGCCACCCCUCUGAACAAUUACUGGCUUUUUCUUAUUUUUAUGGUUGCAUCUCUUUUAGCCAAUGGUUUGAAAUAAAAUUAUCUUUGGAUGAUCUAUAACCAGUGGUUGGAAACAGUUAUCUUUGGAACAGAGAGUGAUGACCAAUAGCCAAUGGUUUGAAACAAAGUUAUCUUUGGAAGAGAGAGUGGUAACCUAAUGAAAUAUAGUGAACUACUCCAUUGUAGUCUUGCAUUCUGUAUGUGAGAUGGUGUCUGGAAUAUUACCAAAGGGGAAUACAUGUAUAUCACACCCUACAUAACCAGUCAUAAUACAAAAAAAUACUUGAAUCAAUAAUGACUCUAAGGAUAUAAGGAAAUACAUUUUGUAAAACAAUCAUUUGCAAAUAUCCUGCACUCUCCAGUGAAGAAAUGUUCUGUUCUAAAAUUAUAUAUAUUUGUGAAUAUAGUUCCAUUGUGUGUGUUUGUGUAUCUGUGUGUGUAAGGGCAGAGCGACAGAAUGCAUCCGCCUAUGUACCUGUGUCCUGGCUCUUUUGCUCCAAGCAGUCCUUGCUUGCCUGCAUAGUAGAAUUGGGUUCAAGUUCCAUACUUGCUGUGUAUUCUCAUUAAGUUUUGUUGACACCUAACAGUGUUGGAGCACAGAAUUUUUUGUUUCCUCUUUAAACAAACACAGUUAAAUGGAUGCUUUGUCAUACCUAAACUAUUUAGUGGAACAACAAUGUAUACAAGAGCUUAAACACUACACUUGAACAUACCCAUGUUUAUCUAGAUGGUUUAAAGAUUUCUGAAGCAGGCACUUUAUUAUUAAGGCUGUCAGGAAAGUGAAAUCUGGUCAGUCAAUUUAGAUUUAAAAGGUGUCCUUUAUGGCAUCCCUUUGUAAGUAUUGUUUUGCAAUUUUUUUUGCACUUUAAUUACAAAUGUAUGAAGAAUACUGCCAGUAAACAAUGAUUCCCUUCAGUAUGUAUUCAGAUUCGACAAUAAGACUGAUUUAUGAAUGUACUACCCUUUGGAACUGUUUCUAGUGAGACCCUGUUGCCUGGUUGUACCUCUAUUAACUUAAAAGCUAAAGUGCCUAAACUUCUUGUGACUGUGUUAUCUAACAUCUGAUGGUUUAUUUCCAAAACAAAGCACUGAGGUAUUUUGACUGAAUUUGCACAAAUGUGCAAGAUGAUAUCUUAUACAUUGUUCAGUUUGACUCCAGAGAAUUUAUUUUGCUGAAAAAGCAGUGAAUGACAGGACACCCAUUGUAAGCUUUGUGGUUUUAAUAAAUGUAUCUGACAAUAGAAGUAAUA